UCAAGCUUGAUGAUCGUUCUUUUACUGCGAAACCGUUGAACUGGAAGGACGUGCUCGCUGCUCUGUGGAGAAAGAACAAAGGACGCUGCUCUGUGGAGAAAGAACAAAGGAAUAUGGAGAAACUUAUCGAAAAACACGACAUCACCUGCAACGAAGAAAUCGAUUCAUUUACGAAUGGAGAUACAACGAUAAUCUUGACAGGAUUGAUUGUGAUGAAGGAGGAGCCCAAGCCACGGCAAAAUACAGGAGGAACGAUGUCGAAUCGAUCAGGGAACGAUCGAUCAGGGAACGAUCGAUCAGGGAACGAUCAGAAUAACUCGUCCACUUCGAGGAAUCGGCCAGAUAAAUAUAUAUUGGACAAUCUAAGCGGCAGAAGGCGAAGAAUCCUUAUAUGGCCAAAACGUAUACAGGAGUUCGAUGGCAAAUUGGUGAACCACAUCGUUCGAAUCACGAGAGGAAAAGUGAUGGGCGUGAAUAUGCAGUAUUAUUUCGAGAAGGAUGAUUUGGGACCAGUUGAAAUAUCAAUAGUGGACAAUUCCGUCGUCGAAAUUUUGGAACACAUUCCACCCUCCGAGAACAUUACCGUCUUCAAAGAAAUAGCAUUGAAAGAUGCAGGGAAAUACGUUGGUGAGAACGUUUCAAUUACAGCAUUCCUAAAACUUAAAGUAGAGAAUGUUAUUCUAAAUAACUACUCCUAUGGAUGUGGGUGCAUAACCGAUUUAAAGCAUAAGCUAAUUGUAAAUGUAUCAAGUUACACUGCCAGAAAUGACAUCCCAGAAGGAUCAAAAGUAACAGCACGUGGUUUACUCCGGAGCAAUCUUAACAACCUAAUUCUACAACUGUCUACUGUGGACGACAUGACAAUCGCGGGCGAGGAAAUUGCCACUUCCAAAGACAUGAAAAAAGGUUUUCUCUGCUUAAAAGUUGAAGAAUUGAGUAAUUCCUCAAACUCGCAGAGUACUCAACGACAAACUCCUCCGAGAGAGCAUCAAAACAAUCCAGAUUCUGACAUCCAUAACGAUUCAUCUCCGAAAUCUAAGUUUCCUAAGUUAAGCGAGUUCCCACCAUUGCCGAAGAAGCCAUAAGUCUGUUAAGUGCUGCUUCUUCAUCGUCUGUUUUCCUUUUCAAGAGAAAUAACAUUUUUAAUCUCUCGUUUAUAUCGUUUAUACUCGUUUAUAAUUACAAAAAUUUUUGUUCUUUCAUUUAAUAACUUUAAUUUUUUAAAUAGUAAUAAAUAUUUUUAUUUAUUUAAAAGAAUUUUUUUAUAUAAAAAAAAUCAGAACUAUUUAGAAAAAUGUAACUUAUUUUUUUAUACAAUUUAUAAUAUUAUAAUCUUUUAGAAAAAAAACAUGAGCGAGAAUAGAUAUAAAAUAGGCAUUUAAGUAAAAAAGACUGCCCUACUUUUAUAAAUUAAUUAUAAAGCAAAUAAGUAUUAAGAACCCCACAGAAAAUAAAUUAGUUUUGUGUCCCUAUCGAUUUUUCUCUUUAUUAAUAAUAAAAACAAAUGGAUUUUGAAUAUAUUACGUUUAUAAGUUUAUACAUUCAAUUGGAAGAAAACUUUUAAAUUCAAAAACUUAGAGAAAAAUCGACUAAAACCGAAAACUAAUGUAUUUUCUGGGAGCUUCUUUAUUUUCAUAAUGAUAUUAUACAAUUUUCCAAAGAUUUAAAUAUUAAGAUUUGACUAUAAAAAAUAUUAUUAUAAGUUAUAUUUAUUACCAAAUAUGUAUUUGUUUUUAUGAACUUUAUAUUAAAAAAAUUAAAAGGCGAGAAUCUGCUACUCAGGAGCUGCUGCUCACUCUCGGAGAGUAGAUUCUCGCCUUUUUAAGGCGAGCCCUGAAACACGAGCUCUAAUUUCGGCCUUGAAAGCAUGUAGUAGUUCUGCCUAAAAUUUUUUCAGUUAAAUGUCAUAAAAUUAAAUACAUUAUUUUUUUGUCUUAGUCGAUUUUAUUGUAAAAGAAAUGAAUUUUGAGUUUGUACAUUUCAGUUUAAAAAACUGUUAAAUGAAAAAAAUUGUACGAAAAUCUUCUGUCUGUGACAACUAAAAGUAAUGUAUUUCCUGGCAGUUCUAUAUUUUUAUUUUUAAAAUUAUGACAUAAAUUUUUUUUCCAAAGAAAUAAGUAUGUAUUAUUAUGAACUUAAUAUUUAAAAAAAAAUGUUA
Leptopilina heterotoma is the source of this 2158-nucleotide messenger RNA. RefSeq lists its product as uncharacterized. NCBI's taxonomy places the organism in Eukaryota, Metazoa, Arthropoda, Insecta, Hymenoptera, Figitidae. Bases 114 to 1085 code for a protein of 323 amino acids. The transcript has 5 exons. The record is from RefSeq and is a predicted model, not a curated record.